Molecule: messenger RNA, 1770 nt
Organism: Hyla sarda
Lineage: Eukaryota; Metazoa; Chordata; Amphibia; Anura; Hylidae
Product: oocyte zinc finger protein XlCOF7.1-like
Exons: 6
Coding region: 543-1088 (181 amino acids)
Biological process (GO): regulation of DNA-templated transcription
Source: RefSeq, a predicted model, not a curated record
AUGACUCCACCCCAGACUAUGAUGGAUCCACUGACUAGGUUUACAGCCUCCAUGAUUGUAACUAUAAUGUCUCCUCAGAUGUUUCCCCAGAUUAUCUCCAGGAAAUGGAUUUUAUUUCUCCAUAGAAUCUGGUGCGGUUUAUCAUCGUCUCCUCUUCUUCCCUUCAGGUUUCUCCAAUCCAGGAUCCUCUGCUGAUAUCUUCUAUAUAAGAGAAUUCUCCUGGAUGACCCAUCAACCAUGGAGAGAGACAGGAACAAGAUGGCCGACAGGAUCAUAAACCUCACCCUACAGAUACUCUUCCGGCUUACUGGAGAGGAUUACACAGUAGUGAAGAAGUUCUCUAGUGGGCGCUGUCGGGCCCCUGUGUGUGAAGGAUGGGGAAGAACCCUGAGCCAAAUCCCGGGGCCCCCACCUCACUCCCUGAUACAUGAGGAAAUGGAUGAACAGAAGAUCCGAGAACUCAUCAACGAUCAAGAUGAUGGAGCUGCUGACUGGAGAGGUGACACUGCUGGGACAUUAUACAGUAAUGGAGGAGUCUGGUGAUGACCGGAGAGGUUCCUAUAAGGUGUCAGGACGUGGCGAUCUAUUUCUCCAUGGAGGAGUGGGAGUAUGUAGAAGGACACAAGGAUCAGUACAAGGAUCAGGUCAUGAUGGAGGAUCAGCAGCCCCUCACAUCACCAGUCAGAUCCAGUAAGAGAACAGCACCAGAGAGGUGUCCCCGUCCUCUUCUUCCACAGGAUGAUCAGGGAGAAGAUCCGAACAAUAUUAAUGCUCCAGAGACAGAUGUGAGCGGUGAUGAGCAGUAUAAGGAAAACAUUCCUACAGGGAAAGAUCUGAUCUAUAUUAAAGCUACAGACAUAAAGGAAGAAGAAGAGACAGAUGUGAGCGGUGAUGAGCAUUAUAAGGAGGAUAUUCCUACAGGGAAAGAUCUGAUCUAUAUUAAUGCUACAGACAUAAAGGAAGAAGAGACAGAUGUGAGCGGUGAUGAGAAGUGUAAGGAGGACAUUCUUACAUGGAAAGAUCUGAUCUAUAUUAAUGCUACAGAGAUAAAGGAAGAAGAAGUGACAGAUGUGAGCGGUGAUGAGUAGUAUAAGGAGGACAUUCCUUCAGGUAACCGCCCAGGUGAGUAGUAACCACUAAAUGCAGAGAACAGUCAUAGAUUCUUCUUGGUCACUGGCUGCAGUUAUUCUUGGGGGAUGUAAUGGUGUAACUAGAGUUUUUUGGGGGGCUUCAAAGCAAAUCUUAGACCACAGGCCCUUCUGUGCGCUCUUACUAUAGAUUCUUCACCUUUUAUGCCCCCUCACUAUUACUGUGCCCCACAGACUGUUCUGCAUCUUCUGUUCACCCCACACUGUGUAUAUACCCACUUUGUUCCAGUGGAAGAAUAAAUACCUCUCCCCAUCAUCCCCCAGAGCGGCUGUGUCCUCCGGCAGAUGUCACCUGGUGUUGGCUGCUUUAUGAUCUGAUCAUGUGGCCUGUACCUGGCAGACAUUACUAGCUGCUCCAGAACACUGCUGUAUACAAGUGGUGCGGAAAUCAUGGGGCAGAGAGACAAAGAAGCGGAGACAGUUGAAGCGGUGCUCCCCCGAGGAGCUGAGACAUAUACCCCGGACCCCCAGAGGAGCCCCCCCUGCAGCCAUGAUCAUUACACCCCUGGAUGGAAACAUUGCUGCUCACCAGAGACUAAGAGGAAGAGACCUAGAUGCCGGACGAUCAGUCAUAGACCCUAUGGGAAGGACAGUUCAGCUAAAGCCAUGUCAGCAAAGUGAA